CUGUGCUUAUCAAGUGACACUAGUGAUACUAUUAUAAUGUUUAGGAAGUGAUUAUUAUUUCGUACAUUGUGGUGAGAAAAAUGUAAUUCAAUAAUACUGUAACAGAUUUUAUGAACUCCAUUAUCAGUAAGAAGAUACAUUACAAGAAAAUAUGUAUACGCUACAUUAAAAUAUGUAGUAAUUAUAUUAUAAAUAGUUAUUUUAUGCGUGUCACUGAUAGUAUUUACAAUGACAACACCUAUGUGUGAGGAUGGUGGUCCAUUAAGAGAAUGGGCCCCUCUAGCUACGCUUCUUCAACAGAUACCUGCUAAAAUUCAAAAUGGAUUAUUUACACAUGAUAUUAACUUUACCUGUAUCGAUGCAGUGCCUGAAUUUAUAGCUAUUGGAACUAAUCACGGAUUAGUGUAUUGGUUUAACAGAGAGAAGCAAGACCUACAAAGACUUCGAUGCGAGAAUGUAAACUCAAAGAUCACAUGCAUUCAAGUAAUAUCAACUGUAGAUUAUAUGGUAGCCACUGGUAAUGAGCACGGUGUUGUAACUGUAUUUCAAAUACCGAAAAAUCCACCAGACUCUUUACCAGAUAGUCUAAAGCCAAAGAAAAAGAAGCAGGUAGAACGAUACAGUAUUAGUGGUCUGCAUAGUAGUGCUGUAACAACAGUUGAAUGGUCCAAGAAUGGAAUGAAAUUAUUUAGUGGCGAUCAAGAUGGUUUAGUUGUAUUGACUGAAAUUGAUUUUUACAUGCACCUGUCAAAAUCAUCAGAAUUACUAAAUGAAAAGUAUGCAGUAGUACAGUUGAGUUAUCAACAAGGUUUAUUAUUGGUAUCAACAACAUUACGUACAAUAUUAGUGAACAGAAAUGAAAAUGGAAGAGUAACACAAGUUGGUCAGAAAGAACGUAAAACAUUAGGAAAGCUAGGAGCAAUAUUUGGUUGUCGGCAAAACUAUGGUCAAGAAUCAGUAAUUUAUGCCAGCAGGCCUGGAUUACGUUUGUGGCAAGCUGACAAAACUGGAACUGUAUUGAAAACACUUAUUUUUAAGGAUGCUAUUCGAACUGGUCAUACAGAAGUAGAACUCCUAAAUCCAGCUCCAGAGAGUUCCAAAAAGAAUCGCGGAGAACCAACAUUUGGUGUUAUUUUACCUUUUUGUGACGAUUUAUUGAUCACAUAUAGCGAUGAUAUUAUAUAUGUAGUGAAUCCACAAACUAUCGCUAUAACUUCCAUAGUAACAGACUUGCGUCGCGUUACCGAUGUUGCUUGUACUAAAGAUGAAAUAUUUGUUUUGGAAGGAGAAAGGAACGUUAUACGUAUUGCACAUUAUCCUGAAACUAAUAUGUUCUUGUCCGAAGCAACAAAUACACUGGAUCCUCUGUCAUCAUUUGCAGAAAUCAGUAAACCUGUUACAAAUGGUAUAUUAGAAUUAACUACUAAACUAAAAGAAAGUGCAAUAGUGCCAGCUAUUCCAUUCCAUAAAAUUAAUCCAACUAACAUCAUUCAAUCUGUAGGCAUUCUACCAAUUCUUACUGCUGAUGCUGAUGCAACUUCAAUUGUUCAUGCUGAAGAAGCUGUAGAAGUAUCACCUGUAAUACCAAUAAAUUUGAAUACGUCGCUAACAGCGAUAGACGGUAGUAGCGUGACCGAUCAUAAUGAAGCUUCUAGAAAAAAAUGUAUGGAACAGAACGAUAAGCUCAAUGAUAGAAGACAGAUAUUUCAAAAAAUUAGUCAACAAGAAUUCGAAGAUGUUGUUUUCACCCCAAAAAGAAAAGUAAAAAAAUCACGUAAUACAGUAACAAAUGGGAAUGGAAACUGUUCGUCCGAUGUCGAUGACCCAACCGUCUCAAAUAAGGAUAAGAUAAACGCUAAUGAUCCCAAAACGACGCAUUCUUCCUUAUUAACAUUGAGCAUGGAUGAUGAGUUUGUGUUGAAGACUGAAAGAAAUUUGGAAUCAAUUCAACGUGAUGUAGAAAGUAAAGAAAAACUUUUAGCUGAUGUUUUAGAUUUCGAUUUGUCAAAGUAUAUGACAAGCAGCCAAACUACUACUACUAAUUCAAAUAUAUCUCAGUAUAUUGACACGACUACGUAUAUUAAUUGUAAAAUAGAUUCCAAUGAUUCUUUAACAGUAGACACAAUUAAUCAGCAAGGUGAAUAUAAUGACCAUAGCGAUCAUACGGAAACUGAGUCUGGAGAUGAGGAUGUUAGUUACCGAACAGAGUUAAAAAAGUUAGAAGAUUUAGGUGAGUGCAGGAAGAAGCUUUUCGAAGAUAAACUAAGUGAUUCUUUAUUGCAUAGUAAUUACGUUGAUACAAGAAAUAAGCCAAACAUAGCGGAUAAAGACAGGCAUGAGUUAGAAGUUCAAUUCCACAUUUUAUCUGCAGAGUCUAUGACAUCAACUGUGCCUGAAGAAGAAGAUUGGGUUUUAGUAAAUAUCGUUUGAUACGAUGAAAGACAAAUGAUUUCGCGGACGAAUUGUCUUAGUUUAAUUCAUAUUUUAUAAAUAUUAAAUUCGGUGAAAAUGUACUUUUAUUUUGUUUUUGCACAUCUACUUACCGAGUGAAGUUUAUUAACCGACUUCUAAAAGGAGGAGGUUACUCAAUUCGACAUGUACAUUUUUUUUUUACAAUUAAAAUAUAAGCUUUUAUGUGUACAGUUUUAGACGGAAAAUUCAAAUUGUUGUUUUAAUAACAUGCAUUCGUCUCGUUUUAGUGCAAUUCGUAUUAUAUCGAUCGUAAGUGAUAAAAAGUUAUAAAAUGUCCAGUGAGCACUAAUAGUUAGAAUGAACAUGCAUAUUUGUUCGUAACUGUUAAGUAUUAUAAAGUUACUUUUAAUUUAAAUCGUAUACAAUAUCACUAUCAUCAUUUAAUUGAAAUCUACUUCUGAUUUUAAUGCUUACCCGUAUUUAUAUUUUAAAUGUAUUUGUAGAUAGCAUAAUUGUGAUAAAUUCUUAAAAAUUCAAAUCUUUUUAAGAUUUAUUAUUAUAAUGGACGACACGAUUGUUGUUAUACAUUGUAAAUUAGUAUGUAUACUGUUUUUAUAAAACCAUUAUCACUUAGAGCAUUCCAGAGAAAAAUACUAUUAACAGAAAUUCUCGCAAAGGUAUAUUUAAUUUACCAAUGUAACAGUAUGCUGAAAUACAAAAAUUUGUAAACGUCGCAAACUACAAAUAAAAAUAU
Messenger RNA from Hylaeus volcanicus, 3166 nucleotides. Its product is annotated as WD repeat-containing protein CG11141. The transcript is spliced from 8 exons. Gene Ontology annotation, molecular function: protein binding. The coding region runs from base 229 to 2430 and encodes 733 amino acids. The record is from RefSeq and is a predicted model, not a curated record. Lineage: Eukaryota; Metazoa; Arthropoda; Insecta; Hymenoptera; Colletidae.